CCCAAAUUUCCCCCAAAGAGGAGAUCCGGAACCGAACACACCCGUAUUCGCAGCACUACCCAACUCCAAGCCCCGACUUUCACACAAGCCCCCGGCUAGCACGAAGCUCUCGUGUACUCCAGCCCCAGACGCCGCCGCAACCGCUCGCCGUCGCCGGACAUCAGACAGCAGGCGACGCCAUGGCGCCGGAGCCCGAAGACGACAUCAUGAGCGAGAAGAAUCCGCGGCCGCUCGAUGAGGACGACAUCGCCCUCCUCAAGACCUACGGGCUCGGGCCGUACUCGACGAGCAUCAAGAAGGUCGAGAAGGAGAUAAAGGAGAUGGCAAAGAAGAUCAAUGACCUUUGUGGCAUCAAGGAGUCUGAUACUGGAUUGGCUCCACCAAGCCAAUGGGAUCUUGUAUCAGACAAGCAGAUGAUGCAGGAAGAGCAACCGCUGCAGGUUGCAAGAUGCACAAAAAUCAUCAGUCCUAAUACUGAUGACGCCAAAUAUGUCAUAAAUGUAAAACAAAUCGCAAAGUUUGUGGUCGGAUUGGGAGACAAAGUUUCUCCAACUGAUAUCGAGGAAGGCAUGCGAGUCGGAGUUGAUAGAAACAAGUAUCAGAUUCAAAUUCCUUUGCCACCCAAAAUUGAUCCAAGUGUCACUAUGAUGACAGUCGAAGAAAAACCAGACGUGACCUACAAUGAUGUUGGUGGGUGCAAGGAACAGAUUGAGAAAAUGCGUGAAGUUGUUGAGCUUCCCAUGCUUCAUCCUGAGAAGUUUGUCAAGCUCGGUAUUGAUCCUCCUAAGGGAGUCCUUUGCUACGGUCCUCCUGGAACCGGGAAAACGCUUCUUGCUAGAGCAGUAGCCAAUCGCACGGACGCUUGUUUCAUCCGUGUGAUAGGAAGCGAGCUAGUUCAGAAGUAUGUCGGUGAAGGCGCCCGCAUGGUCCGUGAACUUUUCCAGAUGGCCCGAUCAAAGAAAGCAUGCAUCGUCUUCUUUGAUGAGGUUGAUGCCAUUGGUGGUGCUCGCUUUGAUGACGGUGUUGGUGGCGACAAUGAGGUUCAACGCACUAUGCUCGAGAUUGUGAAUCAGCUCGAUGGGUUUGAUGCUAGGGGAAACAUCAAGGUCCUCAUGGCGACCAACAGGCCUGACACCUUGGACCCUGCUCUGCUGCGCCCGGGGAGGCUGGAUAGGAAAGUUGAGUUUGGCUUGCCAGAUCUUGAGGGCCGCACCCAGAUCUUCAAAAUCCACACGCGCACCAUGAACUGCGAGCGUGACAUCCGGUUUGAACUGUUGGCUCGCCUGUGCCCCAACUCCACUGGUGCUGACAUAAGAAGCGUGUGCACUGAGGCAGGGAUGUACGCCAUCCGCGCUCGCAGGAAAACUGUCACGGAGAAAGAUUUCUUGGACGCUGUGAACAAGGUUAUCAAGGGUUACCAGAAGUUCAGCGCUACCCCCAAAUAUAUGGUGUACAACUAGGCAUUCCGGCCUCGUGUUUCUGCCUUUGCAUCUUGGGGCAUCUGAAUUAUUGUUUGCUACUUUUUAUCUCUUACACAAACCCCGAAUAUUUAGUCCGUGAUAUGUUAUUCCGGAUUGAUUCGAGCCAAAAACAUUCAAUUCACGCCCUGAAACUUUUUAUUCA
Messenger RNA from Phragmites australis (common reed), 1623 nucleotides. RefSeq names its product 26S proteasome regulatory subunit 7A-like. The coding region runs from base 180 to 1460 and encodes 426 amino acids. The transcript has 7 exons. Gene Ontology annotation, cellular component: proteasome regulatory particle, base subcomplex. Gene Ontology annotation, biological process: proteasome-mediated ubiquitin-dependent protein catabolic process. The record is from RefSeq and is a predicted model, not a curated record. Gene Ontology annotation, molecular function: ATP binding; proteasome-activating activity; ATP hydrolysis activity. NCBI's taxonomy places the organism in Eukaryota, Viridiplantae, Streptophyta, Magnoliopsida, Poales, Poaceae.